AUGGAAGAUGGACAACAGUUGAAAGAGCUUGAGAAAGGUGUUACAGAGUUAAGGAAUACAAAAGCAGACUCGACAUGGAUAAAAGGAUAUGUAGAUGCAACAAAAGAACGUAUUUUCGCAUGGACAGAAGGAACAUACCCACAAAAAUAUCAUAGACAUAGCAUCUCUGACGUAAAUGAACUUGAAGAAAAGUUAUAUAAAAAAGCAGACAAAACAGAGCUUCAAACAUUAAAGACAGAAAUACUUCAAACACUAUAUCCUAUAGGUUCUAUUUACACGUCAAUGAACUCUACCAGACCAGAAGUAGUACUUGGUCUCGGAACUUGGACUCAAAUAGUCGACAGGUUUUUGUAUUGUGCAAACUCUUCAAAGGAAACAGGUGGAAGUAAAACGAUUUCAGGUGAAAACCUACCUGCACACAGUCACUACAUAAAUUUAACUACAGCUGAAGCAGGUUUGCAUAGUCAUAGAUUUUGGGAUUGGUCAGGAAUGACAAAAGGUAAAGGAUAUGAUGUUAAAGAGGACGUUAAGUUUGCUAUAAAUUGUUACUGGAGUAACACUGAGGUAGGAGGAAGCCAUACACAUCGCGUUUCAGGGUAUACGCAAACAACGGGACAAAGUAAAGACUACAUGCCACCUUACAUGACAGUUUACGCAUGGUAUAGAAUUGCUUAG
Trichomonas vaginalis G3 is the source of this 675-nucleotide messenger RNA. Its product is annotated as phage tail repeat-like family. Bases 1 to 675 code for a protein of 224 amino acids. The transcript has a single exon. The record is from RefSeq and is a predicted model, not a curated record. NCBI's taxonomy places the organism in Eukaryota, Parabasalia, Trichomonadida, Trichomonadidae.